This is a messenger RNA of Melospiza georgiana, 1232 nucleotides long. It is a transcript of the gene TENT5B, whose product is annotated as terminal nucleotidyltransferase 5B. The transcript has 2 exons. Gene Ontology annotation, molecular function: poly(A) RNA polymerase activity; RNA binding. The record is from RefSeq and is a predicted model, not a curated record. Gene Ontology annotation, biological process: mRNA stabilization. The coding region runs from base 1 to 1197 and encodes 398 amino acids. Lineage: Eukaryota; Metazoa; Chordata; Aves; Passeriformes; Passerellidae.
AUGCUGGAGGCGGCGGCGGGGCCCGCUCCGGGCGGCGCGGAGCAGCGCGGGAGCCGCUUCAGCGUCCUGACGUGGGAGCAGGUGCAGCGGCUGGACCAGAUCCUGGGCGAGGCCGUGCCCAUCCACGGCCGCGGCAACUUCCCCACGCUGUCCGUGCGGCCGCGCACCAUCGUGCAGGUUGUCCGUAGCCGCCUGGAGAAGAAGGGAAUCCCGGUGCACAACGUCAGGCUGAACGGCUCGGCCGCCAGCCACGUCCUGCACCAGGACAGCGGCCUGGGCUACAAGGACCUGGACCUCAUCUUCGGCGUGGAUCUGAAGAACGAGGACGUUUUCCAGCUGGUGAAGGAUGUGGUCAUGGACUGCCUGCUGGACUUCCUCCCCGAAGGAGUCAACAAGGACAAGAUCACGCCCGUGACCCUGAAGGAGGCCUACGUGCAGAAGCUGGUGAAGGUGUGCAACGAGACCGACCGCUGGAGCCUCAUCUCGCUCUCCAACAACAGCGGCAAGAACGUGGAGCUCAAGUUCGUGGACUCGCUGCGCCGCCAGUUCGAGUUCAGCGUGGACUCCUUCCAGAUCAUCCUGGACUCGCUGCUGCUCUUCGGGGAGUGCUCGGAGAACCCCAUGGCCGAGAACUUCCACCCCACGGUGACCGGGGAGAGCAUGUACGGGGACUUCGAGGAGGCCAUGGAGCACCUGCGGCACCGCGUCAUCGCCACGCGCAACCCCGAGGAGAUCCGCGGCGGGGGGCUCCUCAAGUACUGCAACCUCCUCGUCAGGGGCUUCAAGCCCAAGCCCGAGGUGGACAUGAAGGCCCUGCAGAGGUACAUGUGCUCCAGGUUCUUCAUAGACUUCUCUGACAUCGGCGAGCAGCUGCGGAAGCUGGAGUGCUACCUGCAGAGCCACUUCGUGGGCAUGGAGAGCAACAGAUAUGACUAUUUGAUGACCCUGCACAGGGUGGUCAACGAGAGCACGGUCUGCCUCAUGGGACACGAGAGGAGGCAGACCCUGAACCUCAUUGCCAUGCUGGCCGUGAGGGUCCUGGCUGAGCAGAACAUCAUCCCCACGGUCACAAACGUUACCUGCUUCUACCAGCCAGCCCCUUAUGUCAGCGAAAUAAACUUCAACUACUACGUGACCCACGUGCAGCCCUUCCUGCCUUGCAAUCAGUCCUACCCCACGUGGCUUCCCUGUAACUGAGCCAGGACAAACCCCAGGGUCUGUCCUCCAAGGUA